Molecule: messenger RNA, 1863 nt
Organism: Brettanomyces nanus
Lineage: Eukaryota; Fungi; Ascomycota; Pichiomycetes; Pichiales; Pichiaceae
Exons: 1
Coding region: 1-1863 (620 amino acids)
Biological process (GO): protein localization to membrane; vacuolar transport
Cellular component (GO): fungal-type vacuole membrane; endosome
Source: RefSeq, a predicted model, not a curated record
AUGCUAGUGACAACGUCUAUACUUCUAGCGUUUGUAUUAUGUACACAAGCAUUCUACCUACCUGGAGUUGCUCCCACUUCGUAUCAACAGGGAGAUGAGGUAUCCCUCUUUGUCAACCACAUCACGCCUACGUUACGUUAUGAGGACAAAGACGCAAAGGCCUCGAUGUAUUCAUACGGGUUUUACAACCCCAAGUUCCAUUUUUGCGAACCUGAAGGAGGUAAAAAGAAACAGUCCGAGCCGCUUGGGUCGAUUAUAUUUGGAGACCGUAUAUACAAUUCCGGAUUUCAAUUGAAGAUGAUGGAGAAUACCACUUGCAAUGUCUUGUGCACAUCUACCGUUCCCAAGAAAGAUGCUGCUUUUUUUAGUAAGACGAUUAGGGGUGGGUUUCAAUACAAUUGGUUAAUUGAUGGACUCCCAGUGGCCAGACAAAUGGUGGAUUCAAAAACCCAAACGUCCUUCUAUAGCUCUGGAUUCAACUUGGGUUACGAUGACGACGAUAACGUUGCACAUCCUUAUAACAACUUCAAAUUAUUUGUGGAGUAUCAUCUUCGUUCGGACGGCAAUUAUAGAGUUGUUGGAGUCACUGUAGUGCCUGAAUCGAUUGCUUAUGAGUCUGAAACGGAACCUGACUGCUCUACAUCCAAGGAUGCUGUUUCUUUCAGAGAUGAUGGAGACACUAAAAUUACCUAUACAUAUUCCGUAUUCUGGAUUCCUUCGGAUACAGUCUGGGCCACACGCUGGGAUAAAUAUUUGCACGUGUACGAUCCCAAAAUCCAAUGGUUUGCGCUAGUGAACUUCUCCAUAAUAGUGAUUGCACUUUCCGUGGUAUUGUCCCAUGUUAUGUUGAAGACGCUAAGAACUGACAUUAGUACAUACAAUGAGUUGAACCUAGAUGAUGAUUCCCUCGAUGAGGUAGGCUGGAAGCUGAUUUCUGGUGACAUCUUUAGGCCUCCAAAGAAUCCUAUGCUUCUCUCCGUAUUGCUUGGAUCUGGUAUGCAGAUCUUACUCAUGACCCUUACUACAUGCGGGUUUGCCUUAAUAGGAUUGCUUUCACCUUCCAACAGAGGAUCCCUUUCCACAGCAAUGUUUGUUCUCUAUGCGGUGUUUGGAUUCGCCGGCUCGUUUAUAUCUGGAUUCGUGUACAAAUUCUUCAAAGGUGAGGAUUGGAGAACCAACAUGAUUCUCACCCCAUUGAUGGUUCCUGCAAUAAUCUUUACGGUAUUCAUCUUCCUCAAUUUCUUCCUAGUGUUUGCAAAAUCGUCAGGUGCAGUUCCAUUUGGUACUAUGUUGGCAAUUAUUGCUAUCUGGUUUAUUGUCAGCGUACCACUUUCAUGUGUGGGAUCUUUACUUGCUGUCAGAAGACCUGCCAUUGAAUUACCUUGCAAAGUUAACCAGAUCGCUCGGCAAAUCCCACCAGCAGUGGUACAUGAAAACUCCAUUCCUCGCCUUGGCGGCCGGAAUAUUUCCUUCGGCGCUAUUGCCAUUGAAAUGUACUUUAUCUACAACUCGCUUUGGUUCAGUAGAAUCUACUACAUGUUCGGCUUCCUCUUCUUCUGCUUAGUGUUGAUGCUAGUGACAACGUUACUUGUGACCUUACUCAUAACUUACUUUUCCCUAUGCAACGAGAACUACAGAUGGCAAUGGCAAUCGUUCUUUGUCGGGGGUGGUAUCUCCUGCUAUAUAUUUGCUCACGCUCUCAUUCUUUCUAAGUUCAAGCUUGAUGGUAUGGUGUCUAUCAUGCUCUAUACGGGAUACUCCUUAUUGUUAGCCGUCGGAGUCGGACUGCUCUGUGGCACAGUUAGCUUCCUUGGCUCAUUGUUCUUUGUUCUUACUAUUUACAAGGAAAUUAAGGUGGAUUAG